AUGGGAGACCACGUCGUCUUUUUCUACGGAACCUUAAUGGCCCCCCAAAUCCUCCACCGCGUAAUCCACGGCCGUCCAGACCCAGAACCCUGGCAAAAGAACCUCCUCACCUUCCAACCAUCCAUCCUCCACGGCUACCGCCGUCACCGCGUGCGCGGGACCGAUUACCCCGGUAUCAUCCCCGCAACAGAAUCGCAAUCGCAGGAACAAGAACAAGAAGAAGGACAAGAGUUAACAGAGUCGACGCGCAAAGCAUCUGUCCUCGGAACGCUGGUCUCGGGCCUAACGGACGGCGACAUCCACCGCCUUGAUAUCUUCGAGGGGUCUGAGUACACGCGCGAGCCGGUUAAGGUGCGGACGUUGCGGGAAUCGCUGAGCCAGGAGCAGGGGGAUGAGGAGACAAAUCCGGAUGGGCAUUUGAGGGAUGUGUUCGAUGCGGCGGGGGCGGAGUUUGCGGAUGAGGGGGAGGAGGAUGUUGGGGCGGUGACUUAUGUGUAUGCUGCUGGGGAGGGGAGGUUGGAGGAUGCGGAGUGGGAUUUUGAGACGUUUAAGAGGGAUAAAAUGGCGUGGUGGGUUGGGGCUGAUGAGAGUGAGUGGUGAUGGUGGUUGGGGUUCAGUUUGGGGUUUCAUGGGUUGUCUAUAUUGCAUUUGGGAUUGGGGUGAUAUACAUAAAAUAAAUGAUUGCAUCUGGGUACUAGAAUAUAAAAUAAAAACACGAGUCAACUGAAAGUAAAAUGCAAUUGGUAUCUUAUGCUCAACCCUCUCUUGA
Messenger RNA from Aspergillus glaucus CBS 516.65, 769 nucleotides. Its product is annotated as gamma-glutamylcyclotransferase family protein. The transcript is spliced from 2 exons. The record is from RefSeq and is a predicted model, not a curated record. NCBI's taxonomy places the organism in Eukaryota, Fungi, Ascomycota, Eurotiomycetes, Eurotiales, Aspergillaceae. The coding region runs from base 1 to 600 and encodes 199 amino acids.